Fraxinus pennsylvanica is the source of this 633-nucleotide messenger RNA. NCBI's taxonomy places the organism in Eukaryota, Viridiplantae, Streptophyta, Magnoliopsida, Lamiales, Oleaceae. The record is from the annotation of a GenBank genome assembly.
AUGUCAUACGCUUAUCUAUUCAAGUACAUCAUCAUCGGUGACACCGGUGUUGGGAAAUCCUGUCUCCUUUUGCAGUUCACUGACAAACGCUUUCAGCCAGUGCAUGACUUGACUAUUGGUGUUGAAUUUGGGGCUAGAAUGGUUACAAUUGACGGAAAACCUAUAAAACUACAGAUUUGGGACACGGCUGGUCAAGAAUCAUUCAGGUCCAUUACAAGGUCUUACUACAGAGGGGCUGCAGGGGCACUACUAGUUUAUGACAUCACAAGGCGGGAAACUUUUAACCACCUUGCAAGUUGGUUGGAGGAUGCAAGGCAGCACGCAAAUGCUAACAUGACCAUAAUGUUGAUAGGAAACAAGUGUGAUUUGGCUCAUAGACGAGCAGUUAGCACAGAGGAAGGGGAGCAAUUUGCAAGGGAACAUGGCUUGAUCUUUAUGGAGGCCUCUGCCAAAACUGCUCAGAAUGUUGAGGAGGCAUUUAUAAAAACAGCUUCAACGAUCUAUAAGAAGAUUCAGGAUGGAGCCUUUGAUGUAUCAAACGAGUCUUUUGGAAUCAAAGUUGGAUAUGGCGGAAUCCCGGGACCGUCAGCUGGAAAUGGAGCUACUUCUCAAGGAGGAUCUUGCUGUGGUUGA